Messenger RNA from Anopheles merus, 1231 nucleotides. RefSeq names its product high affinity copper uptake protein 1-like. Gene Ontology annotation, biological process: intracellular copper ion homeostasis; copper ion transmembrane transport. The transcript has 3 exons. Gene Ontology annotation, molecular function: copper ion transmembrane transporter activity. The record is from RefSeq and is a predicted model, not a curated record. The coding region runs from base 1 to 633 and encodes 210 amino acids. NCBI's taxonomy places the organism in Eukaryota, Metazoa, Arthropoda, Insecta, Diptera, Culicidae. Gene Ontology annotation, cellular component: plasma membrane.
AUGAUGCACAUGUCCUUCUGGUGGGGCUCGAACGUGGGCGACGUGUUCUUCUCCGGCCUGACGGUGAACGGUACGGGACCAAUGGUGGCCCUCUGUCUCACGCUGACCGCCCUGUCGGUGGCGUACGAGGGGCUGAAGAUCCACGGUGCUAAGGUGCGCGCCAGGACGGCACGCGAACGGGUACGGUCCGCCUCGUGUCCACCGAGCGAAAGUGCCACCCUGCUCUCGCUGGAGGGUAGCGUCAGCAAUGGGCCACUGAGCGGCAGCAACCUGUCGCGCCGCAUCCGGAAGCUGGCCGCCGAAGCCGUCACCUUCCUCUUUCACAGCAUGCUCGGCUAUGCGCUCAUGCUGACGGUGAUGGUGUACAAUGGGUACCUGUUCGUGGCGGUCGUCGGUGGCAUGGGGCUCGGUUACUUCCUGUUUGGCCACCUCUCGAUGAAGGCGAACAUGGAGAAUAUACAGGCGCACCAGACGAAAAUGAUCUGCACCACGCGCUGCCUACAGCAAGAAUCGGUAAACCCUUCCGCAUCGACCAAUCUCGAGCAUUACCCGCGUGACUCCUCGUCGUUGGACGCAGAGCAUGGCACAAACAGUCGGCAUGGCAUCGCGCAAGGUUCGUCUGGCUGUCACUAGAGCGGGAAAUGUAAAGCGUAAACAAAAAACGGCCUACCGAACACAAAUUACGAUACAAUUGCUGCGCCGAAUAUAAAGUCCCACACUAUCCACUUGCUGGCGGUUUCCACGGGCUGAUGCCGCACCGAAACUGUGAUCUUUUAGCGCUUUUCCGCCUCCCCGUCUGAAACAGGGUGCUGAAGGAACCGAUCAAAAGGUUCAACUAACACAUGAUCAUACUUUAAAUUAGCGGGGAAAAGAAGGUGCCAACCUGUAUUACCAUUUCAACCAAGAACAAACAAACUUAUUGACAAUAUUUAAGGAACAAAAAAUGGAGCCAGUCGCGUGCUAUUUUAGUACUGAAAAAAGAGGGUGUUUGCUUCCAAUCUUUUACAAAACAAAAAACAUGCUUCCGUCUUUGUGUAUUCUAAUAAUUUGUGAUAUUUUUGGUUGUCAAGCAUCCUCCCCAAAAAGGGGACUUUUCUUUCAACUGUUUGUUUGUACAGAAACCUGCAAAUGUUUAUAAUUGUAUAUUGAAGAGAGAGAGGGAGAGGGAAAAAGGUGUAAAACUUUCGCAAUAAAGCCACAAAAGACAAUGCAUCGUUACCACACUAAGUCA